Molecule: messenger RNA, 408 nt
Organism: Arachis stenosperma
Lineage: Eukaryota; Viridiplantae; Streptophyta; Magnoliopsida; Fabales; Fabaceae
Exons: 1
Coding region: 1-408 (135 amino acids)
Source: RefSeq, a predicted model, not a curated record
AUGGAGGGGUUGAAUGAAGAAGAUGAUCAAGAGGGAGUGGUAGCUCCCAGACCAAAAAGAUCUCAAAGAGAGGAAGAGCAAGAGCAAGCUCAUGGUGCCAUAGACAUGAGCCAGCUACAAAGAGCAAUUGAAGAGCUAUCUCAGCAACUCAUGCAAACUCAACAAGAGCAAAAUCAAGGGCGCCAAGAGCAAUAUCUAGAGCCCCAUCCAGAGUUUCGGGAGCAAUAUUUGAGGGAUAAAGAGGAGCGAGAAGCUUGGCAGCGUCAAAUGGAGGAGAGGCAAGAGAGCUGGCAACAACAGAUGAUGACUCAACAGCAAGAAUUUCAAACAAAGAUUCUUGAAGAACAAAGGGAGCAAUACAAAGAAUUCAAAGAAUCAUAUGAUAAGUUGUACUUUAGUCAAGCUUAA